Molecule: messenger RNA, 6888 nt
Organism: Mobula hypostoma (lesser devil ray)
Lineage: Eukaryota; Metazoa; Chordata; Chondrichthyes; Myliobatiformes; Myliobatidae
Product: myosin-10-like
Exons: 43
Coding region: 75-6215 (2046 amino acids)
Biological process (GO): mitotic cytokinesis; regulation of cell shape; actomyosin structure organization
Cellular component (GO): myosin II complex; myosin filament; cytoplasm
Molecular function (GO): actin filament binding; ATP binding; microfilament motor activity
Source: RefSeq, a predicted model, not a curated record
UGCAACAGUCAGAGCCCGAUCCACAAUCUGCAACGUAUAACACAAACUGUACAUAUAAAAAUAACAGUGAGAACAUGAGUUGUCGAGUCCUUGAAAGUUUGUCCGCAGGUUGUGGAAUCCGUUCAGAGUUGAGGAUGGCUCACCACACCCAUCCAGAUGACGCGGAACGCUUUCUGUUCGUGGACCGGGGCUACGUGUCGAAUCCGGCCUCCCAGGCGGACUGGACGGCUAAGCGGCUGGUAUGGGUGCCCUCAGCUAGGCACGGCUUUGAGGCGGCCAGCGUGCGGGAGGAGCGGCCGGGCGAGGUGGUGGUGGAGCUGGUGGAGGGCAGCCGUCUCCUGACCGUGCCCCGUGACGACUUGCAGCGCAUGAACCCCCCCAAGUUCGCCAAGGUGGAAGACAUGGCUGAACUCACUUGCCUCAAUGAAGCAUCUGUCCUGCACAACCUGAAGGAUCGUUACUACUCUGGCCUUAUUUACACUUACUCAGGCCUGUUCUGUGUCGUGAUCAACCCCUACAAGAAUCUACCCAUCUACACAGAGCAAAUAGUCGAGAUGUACAGGGGCAAGAAGAGGCAUGAAAUGCCUCCUCACAUCUACGCCAUCUCGGAGACCGCCUAUCGAAGCAUGCUGCAAGAUCGAGAAGACCAAUCCAUACUUUGCACGGGGGAGUCUGGUGCGGGAAAGACAGAGAACACCAAAAAGGUUAUCCAGUACCUCGCCCACGUUGCUUCAUCUUUCAAAGGACGUAAAGACCACGCAGCUCCUAGUGUGUCCAUGGCAUACGGUGAACUGGAACGCCAGCUCCUUCAGGCCAACCCCAUCCUGGAAUCCUUUGGCAACGCAAAGACUGUGAAGAACGACAAUUCCUCUCGAUUCGGAAAAUUCAUCCGGAUCAAUUUUGAUGUAACUGGAUACAUUGUGGGGGCAAACAUAGAGACGUACCUUCUGGAGAAAUCUCGUGCCAUUCGACAGGCGAAGGAAGAGAGGACCUUCCACAUCUUCUACCAGCUCUUGGCAGGGGCUGGUGACAACGUCCGGGUGGACCUUCUGCUUGAGCCAUUCAACAGCUACAGGUUCCUGUCCCAUGGACAUCUGCCCAUUCCAGGCCAAGAGGACCGUGACAACUUUCAGGAGACAUUGGAGGCAAUGAGGAUCAUGGGGUUCACACACGACGAGAUCACCUCGAUGCUCCGGAUGGUCUCGGCCGUCCUACAAUUUGGGAAUAUCACCUUCAGGAAGGAGAGGAACACAGACCAGGCAUCUAUGCCCCAGGACACAGCUGCUCAGAAACUUUGCCACCUCCUUGGACUGAAUGUCACUGAGUUCACGAGAGCCAUCCUCUCUCCUCGCAUCAAAGUGGGACGAGACCAUGUACAGAAAGCACAGACCAAGGAACAGGCCGACUUUGCGGUGGAAGCACUGGCCAAGGCCUCUUACGAGCGUCUGUUCCGAUGGCUGGUUCACCGGAUCAACAGAGCUCUGGACAGAACCAAGAGACAGGGCGCCUCGUUCAUCGGCAUCUUGGACAUCGCAGGCUUUGAGAUCUUCCAGCUGAACUCAUUUGAACAACUCUGCAUUAACUACACCAAUGAGAAGCUUCAGCAACUCUUCAACCACACGAUGUUCGUGCUCGAGCAGGAGGAGUACCAGCGGGAGGGCAUCGACUGGGCCUUUGUCGACUUUGGCCUUGACCUACAGCCCUGCAUUGACCUAAUCGAGAGGCCGGCGAACGCUCCGGGAAUUCUGGCACUGUUGGACGAGGAGUGCUGGUUCCCCAAGGCGACGGAUCGGAGUUUUGUGGACAAGUUGAUCCAGGAACAGGGAGCACAUCCUAACUUCCAGAAGGUGCGGCAGCUCAAGGACAAGGCUGACUUCUGUGUGCUCCACUACGCCGGGAAGGUUGACUACAAGGCUGACGAGUGGUUGAUGAAAAACAUGGACCCUCUGAACGACAACGUUGCCUCCCUCCUGCACCUGUCCACUGACCGCUUUGUCGCUGACCUUUGGAAGGACGUGGACCGUAUCGUCGGUUUGGACCAGGUAUCGGGAAUGGCCGAGGUCGCCUUUGGCUCGUCCUACAAGACCAAGAAGGGGAUGUUCCGGACAGUGGGACAGCUCUACAAGGAGUCGCUGUCCAAGCUGAUGGCCACCCUGCGGAACACCAACCCAAACUUCGUACGGUGCAUCAUUCCGAACCACGAGAAGAGGGCUGGUAAGCUGGAACCGCACCUGACACUGGACCAGUUACGGUGUAACGGUGUGCUCGAGGGCAUCCGCAUCUGCCGCCAGGGAUUCCCCAAUCGCAUCGUCUUCCAGGAGUUCCGGCAGAGGUACGAGAUCCUUACUCCCAACGCCAUUCCGAAGGGAUUCAUGGAUGGGAAACAGGCCUGUGAGCUAAUGAUCCGUGCCCUGGAGCUGGACUAUAACUUGUACCGUAUUGGGCAGAGUAAGAUCUUUUUCCGAGCUGGUGUGCUGGCCCACCUCGAGGAAGAGAGAGACUUGAAGAUCACCGACAUCAUCAUUCUCUUCCAGGCCGCUGCCCGAGGAUACCUGGCACGCAAGGCCUUCCUGAGGAGACAGCAGCAGAUGAGUGCACUGAGGGUGCUGCAGAGGAACUGUGCUGCCUACCUCAAACUGCGUCAUUGGCAGUGGUGGCGGCUCUUUACCAAGGUGAAGCCUCUCCUGCAGGUGACCCGCCAGGACGAAGAGCUGCAGGCGAAGGAGGACGAGCUCCUGAGGGUGAAGGAGAAGCAAUUGAAGGUGGAGGCGGAACUGGUGGAGCUUGAGCGCAAACACAAGCAGCUCUUAGAAGAGAAGAACAUUCUGGCUGAGCAGCUGCAGGCGGAGACGGAGCUGUUCGCUGAGGCCGAGGAGAUGCGCGCACGCCUUGCCAGCCGGAAGCAGGAGCUGGAGGAUAUCUUGCACGACCUGGAGUCAAGGGUGGAGGAGGAGGAGGAGCGAAACCAGGAGUUGCAGAAUGAGAGGCGCAAGAUGCAGCUCCACGUCCAGGACAUCGAGGAGCAGCUAGAGGAGGAGGAGGCUGCCCGGCAGAAAUUGCAGCUGGAGAAGGUGACAGCCGAAGGCAAGAUGAAGAAGAUGGAGGAGGACAUUCUGAUGUUGGAGGACCAGAACUCCAAACUGAUGAAGGAAAGGAAGCUGCUGGAUGAGCGUGUGUCCGAUUCUACCUCACAACUGCUCGAAGAGGAGGAGAAAGUGAAGAACCUGUCUAAACUGAAGAGCAAGCACGAGGCUAUCGUCGCUGAUCUGGAAGAUCGUCUGAAGAAGGAGGAGAAGGGUAGACAGGAGCUAGAGAAGGCGAGGAGGAAGCUGGAUGGUGAGUCGGCCGAUCUGCAGGAACAGCUGGCUGAGACACAACAGCAGCUACAGGAGCUGAGGGUGCAAAUCGUCAAGAAGGAGGAGGAACUUCAGACCUCGCUGUCCCGGACGGAUGAGGAGGUUGCACAAAGGAACGGGGCAUUGAAAUCGGUGCGCGAGCUGCAGGCCCAGCUAUCUGAGGUGCAGGAGGACCUGGAGGCUGAGAGGUCCGUGCGCCUCAAAGCUGAGAAGCAGAAGCGGGACUUGAGCGAAGAGCUGGAGGCGCUGAAAACUGAGCUGGAGGACACACUGGACACCACUGCCGCCCAGCAGGAGCUCAGGACAAAGCGAGAACAGGAGGUGUCGGAGCUGAAGCGAGCCCUGGAGGAGGAGGGCCGCACCCACGAGGGGCAGAUCCAGGACAUGAGGACUCGGCAUGCACAGGCUCUGGAGGAGCUCUCUGAGCAGUUGGAAAACGCCAAGAGGGUGAAGGCGACGCUGGAGAAAAACAAGCUGGCAGUGGAGAGCGAGAGGCAGGAGCUGGCGGGCGAGCUGAAGAACCUGCAGGCACUGAGGGCAGACAGCGAGCUGAGGAGGAAGAGGGCCGAGGGGCAGUUACAGGAGGUGCAGGGAAGGCUGCAAGAGAGCGAGCGGGGCCGGGCUGAGCUGAGCGACAGGACCACUCGGCUGCAGGCUGAGUUGGAGGCCACAUCGGCUACUCUGGCUGGUACGGAGUCCAAAGCCAUCAAACUAGCAAAGGAGGUCUCCGGACUGGAGUCACAUCUUCAGGACACUCAGGAGCUGCUGCAGGAGGAGACCCGUCAGAAGCUGGCCCUCAGCUCGCGGGUGAGGCAGCUGGAGGAGGAGAGGAGCUCCCUCCUCGAGCAACUGGAAGAAGAGGACGAAGCCAAGAACAGCCUUUCCCGGCAGCUCAGCGCCAUGCAAACACAGCUGGGCGAGGCGCGUAAGAAGCUGGAGGAGCAGGCGACACUGCAGGAGGGCCUGGACGAAGGCCGCCGGAAGCUGCUGAGGGAGCUGGAAGUGGUCUCACAGCGGCUGGAGGAGCGAAGUGCCGCCUGUGAUAAACACGAGAAGGCCAAGACACGUCUCCAGCAGGAGCUCGACGACCUGACCCUCCACCUGGAUGGACAGAGGCAACUAGUCGCCUCCCUUGAGAAGAAACAGAAGAAAUUUGACCAGCUGCUGGCGGAGGAGAAGGCGGUGUCGUCCCGGCACGCGGAGGAGCGGGACCGAGCGGAGGCAGAGAGCCGGGAGAGGGAGACGCGACUCCUGUCGAUGGGACGGGCCCUGGAAGAGGCACAGGAGGGCCGGGCCGAGGCUGAGAGGAUCAGCAAGCAACUGAGGGCCGAGAUGGAGGAGCUGGUCAGCUCGAAGGACGACGUCGGCAAGAACGUCCACGAGCUGGAGAAGGCAAAGCGGGCCCUCGAUCAACAGGUUGCCGAGCUGCGGCAGCAGUUGGAGGAGCUGGAGGAUGAGGUUCAGGGUGCCGAGGAUGCCAAGCUGCGCCUGGAGGUCAAUAUGCAGGCUGCCAAGGCACAAUACGACCGCAGUCUCCAGUCGCAGGAGGAGCAGCAUGAGGAGGUGAAGAGAGCUCUCCAAAAGCAGAUCCGGGAACUGGAACUGGAGCUGGAGGACGAGAGGAAGCAAAGGGGCGCGUCGUCAACCUCCCGCAAGAAGAUGGAGAUGGAACUAAAAGAGCUGGAGUCACACGUGGACACCGCCAACAAGGGCCGAGAUGAGGCUGUCAAGCAGAUGCGGCGUCUGCAGGCACAGAUGAAGGAACUGCUGAGAGAACUCGAGGAUACUCGGACGUCGCGGGAGGAAAUCCUUUUGCAGUCCAAGGAGAAUGACAAGAAGCUCAGGAGCCUGGAGGCAGAGUUGCUCCACACCCAGGAGGAGUUGGCGGCCUCCGACCGAGCGCGACGUCAGGCUCUGCAGGACCGCGAGGAAUUGGCUGAUGAAAUCGGGAACAAUGUUUCCGGCAAGUCACAGCUCUUUGAGGAGAAGAGGAGGCUGGAGUCUCGGAUCGCGCAGCUCGAAGAGGAGCUGGAGGAGGAGCAGAGUAACAUGGAGCUGAUGAACGACCGUUACCGCAAGAUGACUGUACAGGCGGAGGCGAUGACAGCUGAACUCUCGGCCGAACGGACACAGGCUCAGAAGGCGGAGGGUGCACGUCAGCAGCUCGAACGGCAGAACAAGGAGCUGAGGGCGCGCUUGUCCGAGCUCGAGGGGAGCGUCCGCUCCAAAUACCGCGGCAGUAUGGCAGCAAUGGAGAGCAAAGUGUCGCAGCUCGAGGAGCAGCUCGAGCAGGAGUCCAGGGAGCGUGCGCUGGGAAAUAAGCUGGUCCGGCGGGCGGAGAAGCGAAUGAAGGAGCUUGUUCUGCAGGUGGAAGACGAGAGGCGACGGGCAGACCAGUGCAAGGAGCAGCUGGACAAGUCGGCGGUGCGGGUGAAGCAGCUGAAACGACAGUUGGAGGAGGCAGAGGAGGACUCCUCGAGGGCCCACAGCUCAAGACGCAAGCUGCAGAGGGAGCUGGAGGAUGUGACCGAGACUGCUGAGGCCAUGAACCGGGAGGUCAGCACCCUCAGGAGCAAGCUGAGCAGACUCGAACGACUCCACGGCAAGAGGGGUGCCCACGUGGCCCUCAGCACUCGACUCACCCGCCGUGCCCUGCAACUCGAAGGAUCGCUGGAGAACUCGGAGGAGGAGGAGGGUGAGAGCCGAGACGGCGAGGCCACCAGCGGCCGAGACGGGGAGGCCUCCAGCGGCCGAGACGGGGAGGCCUCAAGCGGCCGAGACGGGGAAGCCGCCAGCGGCCGAGACACCCCCCCAGAACAGGACCCAGCCGGGCCUCAGCCCCAGUCGGCAGGGGAGUGACGGGAGGUGGGGUGGGUAGGUGGGUGGGAGAGCUGAGGCCACCUCUCCUGAGCUCAGUUUGUCUUCCCCAACCCUCCAAGCUGAGAGUGUGCGAAGGAGCUUGCAGGGAGAAAUUCCUCGUCUGGUCUGGGCUUUCAGAAUGCCCCUCACAGAUCUCUCUGACCCCUUUCUCUGUCACAACCCUUCUUUCUCCCCCUUGCCUUGACCCUCAUUCUCUCUCUCUCCCUCUCAAUCCCUCUGCCCCUGCCCCAUUCUCUCAAUGUCCCUUGUUUCGCUCCCUGCAACUCUCUCUACAUCUAAGUAACACAAAAUGCUGGAGGAAGUCAGCAAGUUAGGCAACAUCGAUAGAAAUGAAUAAACAGUCGACAUUUUAGGCUAAAACCUUAUACACACACACCUCCCUCUCUGCUCCCUGUCCUUCUCCCUCUCUGCCUCCUGCCCCUCUCCCCUCUCCCUCUCUGCCCCUGCCCCUCUCCCCCUCCCUCUCUACCCCCGCCCCUCUUCCCUCUCCCCCUCUGCCCCCUGCCCCUCUCCCCUCCCUCUCUGCCCCCUGCCCCUCCCCCCCUCUACCCCCACCCCCUCCCCCCCCUCUACCCCUGCCCCUCUCCCCCCCUCUCUACCCCUGCCCCUCUCCCCAUCCCUCUCUACCCCUGCCCCCUCCCCCCUCCCUCUC